Messenger RNA from Pipistrellus nathusii (Nathusius's pipistrelle), 528 nucleotides. Lineage: Eukaryota; Metazoa; Chordata; Mammalia; Chiroptera; Vespertilionidae. The record is from the annotation of a GenBank genome assembly.
AUGGACAUCGCCAUCCACCACCCCUGGAUCCGCCGCCCCUUCUUCCCUUUCCACUCGCCCAGUCGCCUCUUCGACCAGUUCUUCGGGGAGCACUUGCUGGAGUCUGACCUCUUCCCCACCUCCACCUCCCUGAGCCCCUUCUACCUCCGGCCACCCUCAUUCCUGCGGGCCCCCAGCUGGAUUGACACCGGGCUCUCAGAGAUGCGUCUGGAGAAAGACAGAUUCUCCGUCAACCUGGAUGUGAAGCACUUCUCCCCAGAAGAACUCAAGGUCAAGGUGCUGGGAGAUGUGAUUGAGGUGCACGGCAAACACGAAGAGCGCCAGGAUGAACACGGUUUCAUUUCCCGGGAGUUCCACAGGAAAUACCGGAUCCCAGCAGACGUGGACCCUCUUGCCAUCACUUCAUCCCUGUCAUCUGAUGGGGUCCUCAGUGUGAAUGGACCAAGGAAACAGGCCUCUGGCCCUGAGCGCACCAUUCCCAUCACUCGUGAGGAUAGGCCUGCUGUCACUGCAGCCUCCAAGAAGUAG